Molecule: messenger RNA, 3415 nt
Organism: Cynoglossus semilaevis (tongue sole)
Lineage: Eukaryota; Metazoa; Chordata; Actinopteri; Pleuronectiformes; Cynoglossidae
Gene: niban2a
Product: niban apoptosis regulator 2a
Exons: 14
Coding region: 185-2719 (844 amino acids)
Source: RefSeq, a predicted model, not a curated record
CCACGCCAGUGUUCUCCUGCUGCUCCUGGAUCUCCGCCAGAGUGUGUACUGCUCUCAGCAGCACAGUGGUACAUUUUUCCCUCUCCAGACGCUCAGCCUUGAUUUUUGAAACUGCUGGGAGUUUCACCACCAAAGACUCAAAUUCUACCCGGAAUAAGGAGAACGGUCUACAGCAGCUGGAGCCAUGGGGGACGUGGUUUCCUCUCACCUGGAUGAGAACAGGCGGGAGAUGAUUACAGGCCGCACCAAUGACAUGAUGAAAGAUUUUGGGGAGAUGUAUGAGCAGCAGUACGCCGUCGCCCUCUUCAACAGUGUCCGCUACGAGAUCGAAGGAGGAGGAGGACCGCAGUCUCAGCUGCUGCACAGGAAGGAUCCUCUGGCGGGUCGGUCUAUUUUCUCAGGGAAUCUGUUCCAGUACCUGGAGGAGAACAGGAAGUGGAGGAGCCGCUUUGUGUCGGUGCCAAACAGCUACACCAUAAACCUGUACGAGAACAAGACAGCACAGGAACGUGGUCUUCACCCUAAGGUGUCCAUCAACUGUGCUGGGUACAGGGCCCUCACGUCCCUAGAGGACUACAUAGAGCUGAUGAACACCAGUCUGCCAGGUAUCAAGGCCAAAGUGGGAAACAACCCAUUUAUCAAGUGCGCAACCGAGUUCCCGCUCAUCUUGUGGCACCCGUACGCCCGUCACCACUACUUCUGCGUCAUGACGGAGAAGGAGCAGAAGAAGUGGCACGCUGUGCUGCAGGACUGUGUCCGACACUGCAACAACGGUCUGCCGGAUGAAUGCACCGUCCAGACACCAGCUUUUACUGACGCCAUUCGACGACACAGACAAACAAAAGGACACUACGGCACCUGGGAGAUGAUGUGUGGAACACCGCCACAGAUUCUUGCUAAUCUGGUGAUGGAGACGCUUCAACCUGAGCUGAGGAACAUGAUUGGUCCACGGCUGAAGGGGAAAAUGCAGCAGAGGCAGAGGAACUGGAUGCUGAUAUCAGAUGCUGUCUACAAGCAGGUGUUGACCCAAACCAGCACCCAGUAUGGCGCCAUGGUGGACGUCUGUGAGGCCCAGAGAGUUCAACUGGACGCAAGACUUAGAACUGACAUGGACCAGAUCAUCACAUCUAAAGAACAUGUUUGCAGCAAGAUCAGAGCAAUGGUGUUUCCCAAGGUGGAACCUCUGCUUCAAAGCAGCAUCCAGCCCUACAUCAGCUCCAUCCUGGAGGCUCUGAUGGAGCCCACCAGCAGAGGUUUCUCUGAGGUCAGGGAAGUGCUCUUCAGAGAGCUCGUGGAACUGAGCAAGAACUCACUUAAUGGCGGAGGAAAGGAAAAACUGGGAGAACAAAUGGAGAGACUGUCUAUGCUGGCCUUCCACCCUGUGAAGAUGCAGAGCUGCUAUGAGAAAAUGGAGGAACUGAACCUGGAGGGACUGCAGCAGAGGUUUGACGUGGGCAGUCCUUACGUGUUUGUCAGCAGAGCCCAGAUCCUGAUGAGAGAGCAAAUGGAUAACGCAGUGUACACGUUCGAGCAGCUGCUAAACCAGUCGUUGGCGGAUGACGACAUGUGCAAGAGCAUCCAACGGUGUCAGGACAGGGCCCUGAAGAAAUAUGACUACGACAGCAGCACGGUCCGGAAGAAGUUCUUCAGAGAGGCUCUGCUGCAAAUCAUCAUCCCGUACAUGCUGCAGCAGCUCUCAGAGUCCUGCUCACCCGAGCUGCCUCGCUUCAAAGAGCUGAUCUUUGAGGACUUCUCACGUUUCCUGCUGGUGGAGAACAUGUACGAAGAGGUCGUGCUGCAGUCCGUCACCAAGGACAUCAUGAUGGCUGUGAAGGAGGCAGCGGUCCAGAGGAGACACAAUCUGUACCGCGACAGUAUCGUCCUGACAAACAGCGACCCCAACCUGCAUCUGCUCGGAGAAUCGCCCCAGGUGGACUGGGCAGCUAAGUUUGGCAACAAUGAACCAGAUGGCACUGUGCAGGAAAGGGCCUCGACUGAAGGAGGAGGUUCUGGGAGUAGACGCAGACAGGUGGUGUCCAUGAUCCAGCUGGAUGGACUUCCUGUGGCCUACGAGUCCUGUCUGGAGGUCCCAGGUGUGGAUGUUAUCCCGGAGGAGGAUUCCAAAACAACGGAAGAAACACCUGAGGAGCACAGCGAGGACGAGGACACAGACCAAGUUCCCAUGUCUCCCGACAGUGUUGAUGAAAUCAGAGACUUGAUCAAUCCAGUGGUGGAAGUGGCACUGCCAGUGUCUGAGGAGGAGAAGAUCCGCAAGACCAACGUAACCCAGCCCACCAAGGGCAAACUCAUCACAGAGGAUGGUGUGCAGGAGGAUGUGACGCACAUCACUACAGUUGUCGACGGCGCCCCGAAGAAGUCUUUCCGAGACAAGAAAUCCCCGCAGACCGACAUUCAGAAGCUGCUAGGAAACGGAGAGCAGGAAGGGAUCGUAGAAAACCAAGAAGAAGACGACGCCAAAGAUAAAACACAACCCGAGGUCCUGGAAGACGAAAGUGCAACGACGGUUGAAAUCCCUGUGGCAGAAUCAGGUUCUGAAUCGCCACAAGUUCCAACAGACUCUAGCUCGAGAGAAGACAGCGGCUUCCAGUCGCCAACCAACCUGGAGUCGGAUGACAGUGUACCCCAACCAAUAACAAACGGCCUGAAUGGAGAGGACAAAGUCAUUGAUCCGGCAGAAGUGGAAGUUCUUUUAGCGUAGACGGGAGGUGUUCCACGCAAGACUGAGAAAGGGACCAGGAGCGACCCUGCUUGUUAUUUAAAGCUUUUGUUUUCUGGGCUGAUGCUGUUGUUCAUGUUGCUUCAUGAACAUGCGCUCUGGACAUUUCUUCUCCGACCGGUCAUCUCUUUUUAGCUACGUCAACACACAUGAUCCUGUAUGUGCACGGCAGUGAAAUCACACUCUGAACCUUACUGUACAAAGAAAGUGAUGACAGUCCGACCAAACACAAACCACUUUUGAGACAAGAGACACUUCCAACUUUACUUCGAGUCACGACCAAUUCAAUCAGUUCCUUAGUAAAAGUAUCGCUGACCAAAAUAUAUGGAUGCUUAUAUUUGUUUUUCAGCCUCAAGGGGGUGGAUUUACUUGAACCAGUUUUUGAGGUACUAGCCUCUCAGAAGCAUCAACAUUUUACAAACAGUGCAGGAGUUUUUCUAGCUUGGCUAAAGUGUAUUGUCAUAAAUUAAAAAAGAAUAUAAAGUUAAGAUUUUUAAAGACACUAAACCAGGCAUAGGCAAACCUUUUGGCUCGCAGGCCACAAUUGGUUCUAGAUUUUGACAUGGUCAUGCUAAAAGUCAUGCAUAAAGACUAAAAUUCUAUAAUACUUUUAGCCUUCUCUACGUCAUCUAUAGGGAAGACGUUGGCACUGCAGGGAAAAGGCAGAAGUAUUUACUA